Acanthaster planci (crown-of-thorns starfish) is the source of this 1540-nucleotide messenger RNA. Its product is annotated as F-box/LRR-repeat protein 12-like. Gene Ontology annotation, cellular component: SCF ubiquitin ligase complex. The record is from RefSeq and is a predicted model, not a curated record. Lineage: Eukaryota; Metazoa; Echinodermata; Asteroidea; Valvatida; Acanthasteridae. Gene Ontology annotation, molecular function: protein binding. Gene Ontology annotation, biological process: SCF-dependent proteasomal ubiquitin-dependent protein catabolic process.
UUCUUGUAUGCAUCAUGGUCAGACAGUCACGUUGACAUAGUUGACCAUGACGUCAGGCUCGGCCUUGGUGCCUGGCCCGUGUAUAAAACUGGUGCUGCGGUCUGUUUUCUUUCCUCCAUGGUCUAAGUAUGGCAAAGUUUGCUGCUCUGUCCGUUGCCGCGGCGAGGAUAUGAUGCGAAGCCCCAUGAUUGAUUGCCAUGUCUGGUCUGAGACGUUCCCCGAGACUGAAGACCAAGGCAACACACCCAUCUGACUCUGAAUCGGGCAUCGCUUUCCUGCCCGACGAAAGCCUCAUUUCCAUCUUCUCCAUUCUGCCAGUCAAGAGCAGGUGUCGAGCUGCAAGGGUUUGCAGAAGAUGGCAUGCUCUUAUAAAGGACAAGUCACUCUGGAAGAAUGUGAGCAUCAUAGGGACCAUCAAACACCGAAGUCUCGCCAAGGUGCUCCUGUUUGUGCAGACCUACCUGAUGGAUAAUCUGGAGACGCUGGUCCUUCAUCAUGUGAGCAACAAGAUUCUGCAGCACCUCUCCCAGAACUGCCCCAAGCUGAGGGCGCUCUCUCUCAAGGGCAAGGACCUCAAGACCACCGAUCUGGCCCACCUGCCCCCCCAGCUGUUAGAGCUGCGUCUGAUCUCCUACCAAUUUGCCACCAACUGGUACUGCUCCUUGACGCAGGGCCUGCUCUACCAGAUCGAGACGCUGGAGGUGUUCUGCCCCCACAUCACCAACAACACCCUGGGCCACCUGGCCACCCUGCGGACCCUCAAGUCGCUGCAGCUGGUGUCAUGCCGCAGCAGCGUGGUGGACGAGAGUGAGGGCACCUACACGGAGCGGGGCUUCGCUUGCCUGGUGCAGCAGCUGACGGAGCUGCGGGUGCUGCGCUUCCAGCAGUGCACGCAGCUCAGCGACACGGCCUUCUACCGGAUCGGCAGCAGCCUGGUCAAACUGGAGGAGUUGACGCUGCACUCCUGCUGCAACAUCACCGAUGUCGGGCUUAAGCACCUGAAGAACCUCAAGUCGCUCAAGAUCCUCGAUCUAGGCGGCGGGAGCCCCGUGUCUCCUGAGGCACUGAUGGAGGUCGUCCAUUCCCUCAAGGGCCUCAAAGAGCUUUGGAUUUUUGACACCGAUAACAUCCGGCAGCAACAUAUUGAUGAAAUCAAGUCAAGUGAGCCAGGACUUGCCGUCUAUGUCAAAGACAGGUGGGACUCCUUGCAGUUCUAAAUUCGUCACAGAACUAGCCAAAAAAAAAAGAGGGCGUAACUAACAGUGGGAUUCCCUUGCUUUUUACACUGGUUUUAAAUUGUGCCAGUGAGCUUACUAAGGAAAAACAGAUCUGUAUGAAAACUGGUAAAUAUUGGAGGUAUGACGGAAUGUUGUUACCAUAGUUACAGUAUUUUAAAUGUACUUGCUACGUAUUCCUUAUGCCGCAUUUUCCAUAUGUGUAAAUGUCAUACUUGGUAGGUCUAAGUUGAUAAAAGAACAACUCCAAGGAAAACACGUUUUCUCUGAUUUUAUCUGUUCAAAUAAAUAUGGAAGAAUCUAAA